UUUCGCGGUACAGAUAAAGAAUAAACAGAAAGUGUAAUGAUAAUGAUGUCACGUAGUAGCAGGAAAAAUUGCAUUACAGAAAACAGUCAUUCUUUACUAGUAGAUAUCAUAAUAUUUUCUCUACGAUUUUGCUUUGUCAUGAUUGUUUAUCAGCCGAUUUAAACUGUGCCUAGAAAAACCUACGAAGGAUUACAUCAUUCAGGGAUUCAGGGAGGAAUACGGGAUCUUAUAUAUGGGUGAAUGAUCCGCAACUAUCUCAGUUUCAAGUUGUCACUGCACGCGGCAGCGUCGUUCUUUCAUUGUCCUAAGUUUUGUGUUUUACAAUUUUAUAAUUCUUGAAUGUUUUAAUGACUUAUCUAUAACAUUUUAUACAUGAAAAUUCUGUACAAAAUCUAUCACAUUUUCACGGGGUAACAAGUUAAAUCAGCAAAGUUCGAAAAAGAAAUGAUGGACUCUGUAUUUCGUACCCGCUCGCUCGGUACCGCGGCAGAAGGUGUCCGCGACCAGUACGCGGACGGAAGAGCCGCCAAAGUCUGGGAGGUGUUUAUAGGCGACAAAAAACAGAGGACGCAAAAUUAUCGAGACUUCCUAGUAGGCUUAUUACGGGAGAAAGGAUGCCGUAGAAUCCUGGACGUCGCAUGCGGUACAGGCGUCGACUCGGUGAUGCUCCUCGAAGAAGGUUUCGAGGUUGUUAGCGUGGAUGCUUCGGACAAGAUGCUGAAGUAUGCGUUGAAAUCUAGAUGGGAUCGACGCAAGGAACCUGCGUUUGAUAACUGGGUAAUUGAAGAGGCAAACUGGUUGACUUUACCAAAGGACAUCAGUCACGAAAUAGCGGACGGUUUCGAUGCAGUGAUCUGUUUGGGCAACAGCUUCGCUCACAUGCCUGACAAUUUCGGCGAUCAGAGGGAGCAAAGGCAGGCGCUGCUGAAUUUUGAGCGUUGCGUGAAACCGGGUGGUUUGUUGCUAAUCGAUCAUAGAAAUUAUGAUUACAUUAUUGAGACUGGGAAUAUACCUCCUAAAUGCAUUUAUUAUAACAGCCAACACAUGACAAAUAUUAAGGCUUCCGUCCUGUUCGUCUCUGGAAAGCCAGCCAUUGUUACCUUGGACUACAUGAUCGCCCUAGAAGAAAACGACGACGAAAAUCAAGCUGUCAGUGAAUUCAGGCUCUCUUAUUAUCCGCACCGAUUAAACGUCUUCAGGGAUAUGUUGGACGAGGCUUUCCACUACAGAGCUAAGCACACAAUUUACGCUGACUUCAAGACCCUCGAAGAAGUCAAACAUCCCGGAUUUUAUAUUCAUGUGAUGGAGAAACCUGUGUAAAUACUUUUCCCGCCAAAAUGUGGUCCAUCUAUCAGGAGCGUCAUGGAAGACAAAUCGAACAAAUAUCGAUGUUUCAACGCCAUAUUGUAUGUCCACGUUUUUCAGAAAGAUGAGUUUAAAAUCUUUGUAUGAUUAAUAUUAUACUUUUAUUGUAUUUAUUGUUAUAAAUACGUAAGGGUAUUUAAGAUAGAUUAUAAAUGUAUAAGAUAGAGUAUAUAGAAUUAUAAAGGACUAAAGAAUAUAUAAAUGUGAAUAUAUAUAUAAGAUAAAGCACUAAAGAAAAAUAUUUUUACAAUAUUUAUAAAGUAUAUUUGCAUAUAGUAUGAGACUAGAGAACUAUUAAUUUAGACUUCAAAAGUGGACAUACAAUAUUUGCAGCAAGCUAUAACAAUGAACCUGUGCUCAGACCACAAUCACGUUAUAAUUCAUCGUUCAUUUGUUUAUUUAUUUGAAAGUAUGUAAAGAUCCUUAAACCAUGAAGGAUUGAUUCGCUGUAACAUUUUGUAUCAUGUAACUAUUUUAUAUUAAUGAAUCUUGCUACUUCA
Molecule: messenger RNA, 1865 nt
Organism: Megachile rotundata (alfalfa leafcutting bee)
Lineage: Eukaryota; Metazoa; Arthropoda; Insecta; Hymenoptera; Megachilidae
Gene: Gnmt
Product: Glycine N-methyltransferase
Biological process (GO): regulation of gluconeogenesis; S-adenosylmethionine metabolic process; protein homotetramerization
Cellular component (GO): cytosol
Molecular function (GO): identical protein binding; glycine N-methyltransferase activity; S-adenosyl-L-methionine binding
Source: RefSeq, a predicted model, not a curated record